ACUGUUGACCGUCCUCUGGUGAAGUCGGUGGUGUGUUAUCCACAUAUUUACACCUGCUGAGCAGCAUGGGGCGACGAUAGCACAUUUUUGUCCUUAGCCCGUUACACCAGGGGUGUAAACGACAAGGAGAGAUGUCAGUUAAUCGGUGUAUGUAUUUGUUUUCUCGGCUUCACCGCCACAUUAGCCCCCGGACUGCCCGCAUCACCGCUGCCAACUGUUACGUGUCUUCUGGGUCUGUUUUGUCAAAUAAACAACACCAGGCUGGUUCUGUGGUUUGUAGCAGACGUGUUUCAUCUAACAGCUCCUCUCCAAAGCCCCCGGACACCUCUCUGUUUGUCCCCGUAUCUCUGAAGACUGACUCCUCGGCAGAUGGGAGUGUGGGAGCAGAGCUCACACAGCCGCUCGACAGAAGUGAACUUCUGAAAAUCCUGAACCGGUUUUAUAAGAGGAAGGAGAUGCAGAAGCUGGCAGCAGACCAUGGCCUGGAUGCUCGUCUGUUCCACCAGGCCUUCAUUAGCUUCAGAAAGUAUGCUCUGGAAAUGUCAUCACUCCCCGCGGAUCUGCAUAUCAUCCUCAGUGACAUCUGCUCUGGAGCAGGUCAUAUAGAUGACAUCUACCCGUACUUUAUGCGUCAUGCCAAGCAAAUCUUUCCCAUGCUGGACUGUAUGGAUGACCUGAGAAAAAUCUCAGACCUCAGAGUCCCUGCUAACUGGUACCCUGAGGCUCGUGCCAUCGAGAGGAAGGUGAUUUUCCACGCUGGUCCCACUAACAGUGGUAAAACCUAUCACGCCAUCCAGCGCUACCUGGCUGCUAAGUCUGGAGUCUACUGUGGGCCGCUGAAACUAUUGGCCCACGAGAUCUUUGAGAAGAGCAACACUGCCGGUGUGCCAUGUGACUUGGUUACUGGAGAGGAGAGGACCUUCGUGGACUUGGAGGGUCGAGCAGCUAGUCAUGUAGCCUGUACCAUUGAGAUGUGCAGUGUCAGCACACCCUAUGAGGUGGCUGUAAUCGAUGAAAUUCAAAUGAUCAAAGAUCCUUCCAGAGGCUGGGCCUGGACCAGAGCGCUGCUGGGUCUCUGUGCUGAGGAGAUCCACAUAUGUGGGGAACCUGCUGCCAUAGACUUCAUCAGAGAGCUGAUGUACACCACUGGGGAGGAGGUGGAGGUCCACACCUACCAGCGUUUAACCCCAUUUGCAAUCUUGGAUCACGCUGUGGAGUCACUGGACAAAUUGAGACCAGGAGACUGCAUCGUUUGCUUCAGUAAAAAUGACAUCUACUCCAUAAGCAGACAGAUUGAGGCUAGAGGACUGGAAUGUGCUGUGAUUUAUGGGAGUUUACCUCCAGGCACCAAGUUGUCGCAGGCCAAGAAGUUCAAUGACCCUGAUGACCCCUGCAAGAUACUGGUUGCUACAGAUGCUAUUGGCAUGGGCCUUAACCUGAGUAUAAAGCGUAUCAUCUUCAACAGUCUGAUGAAGCCGAAUAUUAAUGAGAAAGGGGAGAAACACAUGGAGACCAUCAGCACAUCACAAGCUCUGCAGAUAUCUGGCCGGGCGGGAAGAUUCUCCUCCAAGUUUAAAGAGGGAGAAGUCACCACUAUGCACAGAGAUGAUCUGCCUAUACUGAAGGAAAUACUCAGCCAAUCCAUAGACCCCAUAGAGACUGCAGGUCUCCAUCCUACAGCAGAGCAGAUAGAGAUGUUUGCCUAUCAUCUUCCUGAUGCUACACUGUCCAACCUUGUUGACAUAUUUGUCAGCCUCUCUCAGGUGGACGGUAUGUAUUUCGUCUGCAACAUUGACGACUUCAAGUUCCUGGCCGAUAUGAUUCAGCAUAUUCCACUCAAUCUGAGGUCGCGCUACGUCUUCUGCACCGCUCCCAUCAACAAGAAGCAGCCUUUUGUUUGCACCUCCUUCCUAAAAUUUGCCCGUCAGUUCAGCCGAGACGAACCCCUGACAUUUGACUGGGUCUGUCGCCAUGUCAAUUGGCCUCUGUCCGCACCCAAAAACAUAAAAGACCUGGUGCACUUGGAAGCCGUUCACGAUGUGUUGGAUCUUUACCUCUGGUUAAGCUACCGCUUCAUGGACAUGUUUCCAGACACGGCCUUGAUUCGGGAAACCCAGCGGGAGCUCGAUAACAUCAUACAACAGGGCGUCCAAAAUAUCACCCGUCUCAUCAGAGCCACCGACCCAGCCAUCGCUGACUCGCUGCAGACGCCGAGCAGCAGGCACGGACAAACAGGUGGAAUCAGUGGAAGUGUCAGUAGUAAUUAUACGACCAACAGCAGAGGUCCAAAGGGACAAAGACGCUCAGAAGAGACGAUGGACAGGUCUCUGGCUAGUCGCCUCGUAAGAGACGGUAUGUUGACUCCUGAAUUGCUCCGGCAGCUGCAGAGGGAGUGGUCAAAAGGUAAAAAGCAGGAAAGCACCAAUCAGAGCGCAAGCAGUAGAGAAAAACAAACUGACAACAACAACGACAGGAAAGGAAGACGGAAGAAGAAAUGAAGAAAACUCUCAGGUGUUGCAGUUGUAACAUGGUCAGUGCUGUCCCCAUAGAGGUCAAUAGCUGAUACAAGCCCUGAUUUGUUGUGGUUUGUUUCAGAUGGAUCACAUUUUCCAGCCCUGGAGGGAUCAUAAAAAGCUUUUAGCUUGAGCUAUAAUCAUUAAAACACCAAUAUGUAGUUUGAACAGGUCUGGACUAAGAUUUCCGCCAAAGCACUGGGUCAUUAGAUCAUGUGAUUUACUUGUUUUUACUGUGAAAAGCUCAUUAUUAUUUUAUUCUUAACAGAAUCGCCUUGGAAAAGGAUCUAAAACUGUCAAUUAGCCAAACGGCAAACUUUAUUGACCUCACUCGAAUUUGGCUUUCAAGAAAUUGUCCUUGGAAAUGUCAGGUCCUGCCUGAACUUCUCACCCACAGUUCUUGCUUGCAAACUGAGAAGCAGCAUGGUUUACCGCAGUGUUUCAGUGGAGAGUCACUGUGUGUUGCAAAUGCUGAAAGAAACAUUUAAACAUUGUGUAUGUGUGUUAUGCAGGUCUGGAAUCAGUUUUAUUUUGCUUUAUUUUCUUCAAUGUAAACCCUCAGAACAGUAUAAGUAUACAUACAACCCAGUUGGGCAGUUACUGUCAGUUAAAGUAAUCUCACAUUGAAGGUCCAAUGUGUAGGAUUUAGGGGAAUAUACUGGCAGAAAUGCAAUAUAAUAUUCAUCACUAUGUUCUCAUUAGUUUAUGGUCACCUGAAAAUAUGAAUCAUUGUGUUUUCACCUCGCCGUUUGUAUCCACAUAUGGUGCGGGUCCUCCUCCACAGAGGCCGCCGUGUUCCACAGUAGCUCGGACAAAUCAUACACUGGCUCUAGAUUGGGCCAGUCAUGUCCUUACAUCAGCCACCGUAGUUCUCCUACAAGCUUGACUCAGGGGAGAAGUGUCGACUCUGUAGCCUCACCACUAGAUGCCACUAGAUCGUACACACUGGACCUUUAAUUGCAGUUCCUGUAAACACUUGGAAUAGAGUAAACUGAGUGCAGCCCUGUUAGUGUCUAUAUACAGAUGAGAUUUUUCUUGUUUCUUUGUAUAUUAAAGGUGAAAACAUUAGUCAAUUAAAAUCCACUAUAUUUUAA
Molecule: messenger RNA, 3607 nt
Organism: Epinephelus lanceolatus (giant grouper)
Lineage: Eukaryota; Metazoa; Chordata; Actinopteri; Perciformes; Serranidae
Gene: supv3l1
Product: SUV3-like helicase
Biological process (GO): mitochondrial RNA 3'-end processing
Cellular component (GO): mitochondrial degradosome
Molecular function (GO): ATP binding; RNA helicase activity; hydrolase activity, acting on acid anhydrides
Source: RefSeq, a predicted model, not a curated record